This is a messenger RNA of Pygocentrus nattereri (red-bellied piranha), 6786 nucleotides long. RefSeq names its product tubulin folding cofactor E-like a (gene tbcela). Gene Ontology annotation, molecular function: alpha-tubulin binding; RNA binding. The coding region runs from base 1338 to 2675 and encodes 445 amino acids. The transcript has 9 exons. Lineage: Eukaryota; Metazoa; Chordata; Actinopteri; Characiformes; Serrasalmidae. Gene Ontology annotation, cellular component: nucleus. The record is from RefSeq and is a predicted model, not a curated record. Gene Ontology annotation, biological process: protein folding; poly(A)+ mRNA export from nucleus.
CUUCCUACACAAAUGGUCUGGUGUGACAGCUAAAAACAACAAUAACAAGACGGAAGAGGAGCUCAGAGAUAAAAGUGACUGUUUUCUUCUGUACGCUCUCUUGGCGUUACGCUGCCUGCCUUUUCGUGGGUAUCAGCUGAGCAGGAGACCGUUAACCGUCACCCCAGCAGCCUUGUUGUUGUGAAGUGUAAAGCUAGCUGCGGUGGUCGGCCGGCAGUAAUAACAGUCUCCGGGUGGACAGCUUCACUCUCAGGCAAACAAACGCUGCUCGUCCGUUAAGUUCGUUAGCUAAGCGGCUCCGGCAGGUUUCGUCGUUUGCUCACUCUCUCAUUAACGCUGUUGUUUCCUAGGUGGAAACCGCUAGCUUUACUGGCCUGUCUGUCAUCAUUACGGCUCGCUGUAGGAUCCAGCUGUCCAUUCAGUCCGCAAGUUAGUUACCAGCUUAGCUUACAAAGCGAUUUACGAGGAGGACACAAAGCAGACUGCUCCUAAAACAACGCACGGUCGUCUCUCGUGCUUAAUUCCUUGUACUGUCACAGCUGAGUUGGGAAUCAUGUUGAUCACAUGUUAGUCUUUGAACUUUCCACCAGAUCUGGUGAAGACACAGUCUGUAAUGUUAUAUACGUGUUCAGUUCUUUGACGCUUCUUUUUCAAGACCCUGUGUGGUGUCAUUACAGUGUCUUAACCCAGCUUGGCUAUUAACAGAUGAAGAGCUAUAACGUAAUUUUUGCCUUCGCGUAUUUGAAGUCAGUUAAAGGGAACGUCCACACAGCUUUCAAAAUUCCUGCAUAAUGAAACGUUUAAGAUGUCUUUCAGAGUGGUUUUGCCGAGAACUGAGAAACUUGCCAAGUCAGAUUCGCUUACAAUGGUGGUGAUAGGAACCAGAUAUCUGAAUGUCUAAAUGCAUUUAAGAGCUAGCCCACAGAAAGCUGUUAACGCGAAAUAGUUAUGAAUGUGGUGACUGAGACACUGUUUUAUGAUAGUUUUUUGAACGGCUUAGGUCCUAACUGUGUUUUUAAAAUUCCUUCAGUGUGAAGCGGUCAAUGGGGGCCUUGUAACCAUGGCAAACAUACUUUAUUAUAUGUAACGUUGAUUACUUUAACGUGAUCAACAUGUAGGUUCACUGGUUUUUGCUGUAUUUGUGUAUCACAACCUGGUUUCUGUCACAACCACUGUAAAGACAUCUGAGUCGUUGCUUCUGGUGUCCCUCCUCACAUCUCUGAGCUCCGUGUUAAGGAAAGGUGAACUGAGUAGCCUUACAGGACACACAGAAAAGUGUGGUCGAGGACUUGUGGAAAGACACAUUUACAGCAGUUUGAUUGCACUUAAAGCAGUGAAUGAGUUCUACGUGCGUCGUCUCAGACGUCAGUCCUGUGUUGGACAGGGCCAUGGAGGCACCUGAGGGGGAAGGCCGCACAUUCAUGCAAGUGAUCAGUGAAAAAUACAGCCCAGAGAACUUUCCGUACCGCCGAGGCCCAGGAAUGGGGGUGGUUGUACCGUCUGGCCACCAGGGAUCUCCUAUGAAAGACCGGCUGAACUUGCCCAGUGUGUUAGUCUUGAAUGGCUGUGGAAUCACGAGUGCAGGAGAUGAAGGAGAGAUUGCAGCGUUCUGUGCUCAUGUAGUUGAGCUGGACCUAUCUCAUAAUAAACUCAUGGACUGGCAUGAGAUCAGUAAGAUUGUUGCGAACAUUCCAAACCUGGACUUCCUGAACCUCAGCUCGAACCCACUGAGUGAAGCGGUGCUGGAGCCAGACUAUGCUGAGGCUUUCUCCAGAGUGCGGCGCUUCGUCCUCAACAACACCCAAGUGUCCUGGGAUGUCGUGCACACCUUCACGCGCGAGAUGCCUGAACUGGAGGAGCUGUUCCUGUGCCUUAAUGAGUACAAUACUGUGACGGCUUCUGCCACUCCAUGUACUUCGCUUCGGCUGCUGCACAUAACGGACAACAGUCUGCAUGACUGGAGCGAGGUGCGCAAGUUUGGCUCAAUGUUCCCCUCUCUGGAUACGCUCGUCCUGGCUAACAACAACCUGAGCUCCAUUCUUGAGUCGGGGGACAAUCUCUGCCGACUUUUUCCCAAUUUGCGCAGCAUCAAUCUGCAUAACUCAGGUCUAAAUCGCUGGGAGGACAUUGAGAAGCUAAAUUUCUUACCUAAACUGGAGGAGGUGAGGCUACAGGGCAUUCCCCUUCUGCAGACCUACACCAACACGGAGCGACGCAGUCUCAUGAUAGCACAACUGGCGUCUGUGACCUGCCUGAAUGGGAGUGUGGUGUCAAAGGGAGAGCGAGAGGACGCAGAGAGGUUCUUCAUCCGUUACCAUCUGGAUCACCCUGAAGAGGAACUGCCUCACAGGUACCACUCGUUGGUGACCAAGUAUGGGAAGCUGGCGCCGCUGGCUGAAAUUGACCUGCGGCCACGCUGCCACGCUAAGGUGGAGGUGCACUGUGAGGACCGAGUGGAACAGGUGAGCAUCCGGUUGGACCAGACUGUGGCCGAGCUGAAGAAGCAGCUGAGGACAGUGGUUCAGCUUCCCACCAGUAACAUGCGCCUCUAUUACAUCGACAAAGACAUGUGCUCCGCCUUCGGCCCUGAGGAGAUGAAGUACAGCACGAGGGCCCUCCACUCCUACAGCAUUCGCGACGGGGACGAGAUUCUGGUGGUGCCCAAGACCAAAUGACUGACCAGCACUCACAGGACCUAGAAAAACUGUUUGGAAUAUUGAAAUCCUUUCUGAACUAGACCUCUGAAGGGUCCACGGUAUUUGACAUGAUUCAGGAAAAAAGAACACCUAUACUUAUCAGACUGGCUCAGAUUUUAAAGACAUUGUAGUGUUGUAAAGGGCAUCUCACAGAUCACAGUCACUACACGGUCACUGCACACAUUGCUUAAUGUGUGCAGCCCUGCACUUGUUGCCAUAGUAUAUAUAAGUGGCUUCCCUUGUUUUUGUUGACUUUGCCCUUGUAUGGGGUUUGCUAUUAACUUUCAGUAAAUGCCUGUCUCUUCAAGACAAAAGCACAAAAGAGGAUGCACUUUUUGGCGGUCCAAAUCUUAUCCAUCUUAAGAACCUUGUGACAAUCAUCUGCGACUCAUGCUAUCCUGGUUUGCAGCAAGUGCAGAAAAGGCGUUGGAUGGUGCGGAUGUCUUGAGGAGAAAUGGUGGAUUUGCUGUUGGUGUAUGUAUGCUGUGUCAGCCUAGUAAAAGACUCAUAUUUGGAAACGUCUUACGGAGGGGAAGUGCUGGCCUUUCAUGCUUUUUUUUGUAGAAACAGAUGCUACUGAACUUUGUUGGACAUUGCAGAGUUGAACAACAGUCCUUUUUCAUUUAUUUUGUAUUGUACCAUUAUUGCAUGAAAACAAGCUAACUGAGUUUGCUCUGGUGGUUAGAGUUGGGAAUAAGUAUCAACACCAGAAUCAGAUCAGAAUCAGACAAUAAUUAUUUAAAACCUCAGCAUCAGUAUCCAUUCAGUCUAAGGGUUUAGUAGCUGAUAUUCAGAGAUGAUGCUUUGAAAGAAAGGAAGGAACUGCUCUGUAGCAUUGUGCAAAAUAGACUUGGUGUGACCAUCUAGUAAAAAUGUACAAGGUAGGGGUGCACAAUCGUAUCAUAAUCAAAUCAAUAAUGGCAGACAGUUCCUUAAAAAAUGAUCAGAUAGAUGUUUAGAUUUUACAGGUAUCUCAAACCAAUAUCUGUUGACAUAAAUUGUACUCUGGAAUAGCGUAAUGUUUAGGAGAUGCUAAAACAUCUGCAUUUUAUUCAUUUUACAGCAUUUUAACCCUUUACAAAUAUAUUAGAUUUCUCUCUAAUGCUAUUCCAGGUAGAUUUAGUACCAGUAUCUUUAAUGUUUAUGUGUCGGCAUUGGCUGAAGCGUAUUGAAUAUCAGAUAAUGGAUAUUGGUGUUAGCCCACAUUUCCCAUAUUGGUGCAUCACUACUACAUUUUACAUUUAUGGCAUUUGGCUGACGCUCUUAUCCAGAGCGACAUACAAUUUGAUCAUUUUAUAUAGGUAUGCCAAGGCGGUGUUAGGAGUCUUGCCCAAGGACUCUUAUUGGUAUAGUGUAGGGUGUUUGCCCAGGUGGGGAUUGAACCCCAGUCUACAAGGCAGAGGUGUUAACCACUACACUACCCAACCUACUGUUAUUCACUGUAAAAACGUUUAAUUUGCAGUCAUCUUCACCCUGAAAACAAAAGGAAUGUUGGCCAAAACAGCCAUUUAGUAGGUGAUUCAGUUAGUGCAUCUCUAAUGGUGAUUAAAGGUGUAGGGUGAAAGAUUGGGGAAUGCGUAAUAACAAGUGAAUUAAAGUCGUUGUAUUAUCAAAACUUCACACACAUCUUACCUCCAAAAGUGCAGUUAAGCAUGCAGUAGUCAUGGCAUUAUAGCUUGCAUUUUGUGUUGCAUAUUCUGCUUGUGUCUUUCAAGAAACCCUGUUGACUGAAAGCUGAUUCAUAUUAUUUCUUUGUGGUUUGACUGACUUGCUUGGUGAUGAGGACAAGCUGGACAUGUUUUUGUGAUUUUUCUUUAAUGAAGCCACCAGAUUGAUAAAGAAAAGCCGCUAUUCUUUAAAGGCGCAUACAAAGCCGAAUGCCCAAAAGUUCCAUCUUGCCAAUAGAAAAAAAAAUGCUACAUAUAUAUCAGAGCCACAUGGUGAUAUCUUAAUGAAAAAAAUCAUACCUUAAUGACUUCUGUUCACUGGUACUUCUAGGUUUAAAUCUCCACUGCAUUUAUGCAGCUGGAUUUAAUUUCAUUUGUUUUUUACUGUGUUAUAUUAUAUACGCUUGUCUUCUUUUGGUUUGGUGGCAUUUGUUAAAAUAUGAGUAUGCUCUGCCGUUUUCAUUCUCAUGAAUCUGUUUACAAGCACUGGGUGACUGUGCAGAUCAGGACUGUUUCCUUUUUUUUUUCAGGAUAUGACCAUGUUGAAAGUUUAAAAUUUAGAGACUAGAAUCAAUGAGUUAGUCCUAGAAAAAAAAAUUCAGGAUUUAAUUUGCACUGGAUAUUCUUUGUUAUUGGUUGUGACAAGACUGUGAGCACGCAUUAAAGCAACUGGCAGCAAAAUGAAGAUCAAAAAAUAGGCACAGUUCUCACUCAAAUUUAAAAUACAACAAUGUCUGAUAUCAGUAAUAUGUCAUUAUGUUGGGAUAACUCCAUUAAAAAUACACAGUUUUAACAGAGCGGUGGUUUAGAUCUACUGUCGUGUUCCAAGUGAGGUUAGUGCUUAGACCAAAUGAAUAUUACCAAGCAUCACUAAUUUCAAGGCAAAUUUUUAAAAUAUAUUCCUAUAUUUGACCAUUUGGAUGUGACUUUUGGUGGGCACAGAGUAUUAUCCAAUAUAGUACUAUAUAUUCCAGAAAUAUAAUAUACUUUAGCAAAAUGACCAAGAUUCCUCCAGUUUUACAGUUAGUAUAAUUAAUAUAAUCGUCAUAUCACUGGCACCUUUAGAACACUAUAUGAUUUUUUUUUUUGUUGUUGUUUUGGUAAUAAAAUAUCUGUAGAAAACAUAUUACUCUAAAGUAUUCUAUGAAAGUUAGGGUGUAGUUUAUUUAUAAUUAUAAAUUAUUAGACACAAUGUUACUGAUCAUAGACACAACUCAUGUAUCUAUACAGUUCAUGGUUUUUGCACAUUAAUACCCUGGUAAGAUAUACCCAGUAGGUUGACAGCUACAUUUCAGGUUGUAAUAGCUCCAGAUUUGGAAAACCAAUGAAAAUGAAGUGUGCAGAUAACUAUAGCAAUGUCCGUUUAGUUUUUACUGUAACUGUUGUACGUGGUUUAACUGUACUAUUGUUUUUUUCAACAAAUGGUGUUUAAGGUGACAUUGUCCAAAUCAUGCUAUUUCAGAAUAACAGAGUAGUUUGUGAUGUCAUCUUUGUUUUCCAUAUAGAUGAUAACCAAAACACAAGUGGGUAGUUGGUUAGAGAGCAAGUAGUAACUUCAAUCUGUAUUCAACCUGAGAAUAGACCAUGAGGACUAUAUGUAUAAUCACAUUCCCAUAUUGGAAGAAAAGACAAAGCGCUCAUUGUUUUGUAUUGUAUUUAAUCGAGGGACCUGCCCAUAUAAAAAGGUGUAUUGUACAUGUUUGAUUACUGGCUAAUAUUUGUUGAAAAAAGAAUGCUUUGCACCCUGAUUGUGCUUAAAGCAAAUGAUCAAAGUUAGCAGGAGUUUACAUCGUGUUCUUUUUGAAGAAAUACCUUUGAAUGGAUGGAUAAUGUAAAAGAAAUUGUCGUUGUUUUCAUUGCUUUCUUUUGUAAUGUUUUAUUUAAUGCCUGGAUUUUAUUUAUUUGCAUUAAUUUCUUCUGAAAUUAAUUUAAUUAGCUCUGAAUGUAUGCUGUGGAUGUUCUCUAGUAGUGGUUUUUAAUAGUUUGUUUCAGAGCCACAUAUCUAGAAGUUAUGUAUCAGGUAUCAUUUUUAAACCUUGCUUUAACCUCCAAAGGAAGACCUAAUCUUCAAAUCUGAACAAUGUGACAAAUGUGUAUUGUGAAGGGUAUGUAACAGUACUUCGCUACAAAAGGGACAGAGAAAUUGACUCCCACCCAUUGAGUACAUUUACUGUCCAUCAACAUGAGUGCUGAGAAAACAGUUGUUUUUGUUCAGUCUUGCAUAUACAGAAGCGUGAGGUUCAAAUGGCAUGGUUAUGGAUUUGCUUUCACCAGGUCAUCCAUCCAAAUGCAUGUGUUCACUGACUUAUGCUGUUGCACAAAUAAGUGGAAAUGAAUCAAUCUGCAACAUAUUUUCAAUGUUGGUGGGCAUGAAAUGCUUCGAAAGUGGAAGGGAAAUAAAGAAAUCUGAGGUGUGUUUACAA